Messenger RNA from Tripterygium wilfordii, 2144 nucleotides. Its product is annotated as indole-3-pyruvate monooxygenase YUCCA6-like. Bases 356 to 1624 code for a protein of 422 amino acids. Gene Ontology annotation, molecular function: NADP binding; N,N-dimethylaniline monooxygenase activity; flavin adenine dinucleotide binding. NCBI's taxonomy places the organism in Eukaryota, Viridiplantae, Streptophyta, Magnoliopsida, Celastrales, Celastraceae. The record is from RefSeq and is a predicted model, not a curated record. Gene Ontology annotation, biological process: auxin biosynthetic process. The transcript has 4 exons.
AUCUAUCUCUCCCUCUCUCUAUCAAUUGUUGAAUGCUGAUCUAGCCCCGCAGUUCUUGCUCAUCUUCUCCUCUAGCUUUAUCCUCCAUUCAAACCAACACAAAACACACAUCGACAAUUCAAAGAGAAAACUCAUUCUCUUAAUCCACUCCAACAUUUCCGGAUUCAAUCUCCUCUCUGUUUUGGAUAAGAUUAGAGUGAAAAUCUCUCACAAAAUCUCUACGUGCCAGGAAACCAACGUCAGGUUUUUUUAUAGUCUUCACUCCUUCAGGCAUAGUGGGCAGGUUUUUUGGUACACCCGAAUCAACAGUGUUUCGAAAAAGGUAUUAGCAAGGGAAAUACUGGUUGAUCUGUAUAUGGACAAUCGGAAGGAAAUAGAAGGAAAGCAAGCUCAUGAUCCUAUGUUCAACAGCAAGAAGCCCUCUUCACGUUGUUUAUAUGUUCGGGGGCCGGUGAUCGUGGGGGCGGGGCCGUCGGGGCUGGCCGUGGCGGCGUGUUUGAAAGAAAAAGGUGUGCCAAGUGUAGUACUAGAGAGAUCUAAUUGCAUAGCAUCUUUGUGGCAGCUGAAGACGUACGAUCGACUUCACCUUCACUUGCCUAAGCAAUUUUGUGAGCUUCCUCUCAUGGGGUUCCCUAAUGAUUUCCCAACAUACCCUACAAAGGAACAAUUCAUUAAUUACUUACAAGAUUAUGCUACAAGAUUUGAUAUUAGGCCAACGUUCAAUGUGACCGUGUCCAGUGCGGAAUUCGAUAGGACGCUGGGGCUCUGGCGCGUGAGGAGUGUGGGGGUAAAAGGGGAGGAGGAACUCGAGUACUUGUGCCGAUGGUUGGUGGUGGCGACGGGGGAGAAUGCGGAGGCGGUGGUGCCGGAGAUUGAGGGAAUGAAGGAGUUUGGAGGGGAUAUAAAGCACACAAGUUUGUAUAAAAAUGGAAAAGAGUUUAGAGGGAAAAAGGUUUUGGUUGUUGGUUGUGGGAAUUCAGGAAUGGAGGUUUGCUUGGAUCUUUGCAAUCAUAAUGCUAGUCCUUCGCUUGUGGUUAGAGAUACGGUGCACGUCCUACCACGAGAGAUGCUAGGAAAAUCAACUUUCUGGCUGUCCAUGUGGUUGCUAAAGUGGCUCCCCAUGAGACUUGUCGAUGGGUUCCUGCUGAUAGUGUCAUGGCUCAUACUCGGUGACACGGCUCGCUUUGGAUUGGACCGACCUCGCUUGGGUCCCCUUACUCUAAAAAACUUGUCCGGAAAGACCCCUGUUUUAGAUGUCGGUACACUUGCCAAGAUCAAAUCUGGAGACGUCAAGAUAUGUCCAGGGGUUAAGCGAUUAAAACAUCAGGCAGUGGAGUUCGUUGAUGGGAGAAGAGAGAAUUUUCAUGCCAUUAUCUUGGCGACAGGUUACAAAAGCAAUGUACCAUAUUGGCUAAAGGAAAAAGAGAUGUUCUCGGAGCGAGAUGGGUUGCCAAGGAAGCCAUUUCCUCAUGGUUGGAAAGGGGAGUAUGGGCUGUACGCGGUGGGGUUCACUAAACGUGGACUGUUAGGUGCAUCCAUGGACGCUAAGCGAAUAGCGCAAGACGUCGAACGCUGUUGGCAACCUGCGGCAAAGCAUCCUAUGUUGCCCCAAACUUCACUGUGACUAGAGCUACUAGUUCAAUUAUAUAUUCAUGAUCAUUGAUUCUUUUUAAUUUCAUUCUAGCUAGCUUGAUGAGUUAGAUCGAUCGAGAGAGAGAGAGACUAAUUAGGAUCAUUGGAGGGUUUUGAUAAUAACCAAACUUGUUGGUGCUCCUCCAAUUGAUCAUGAAAGACAAGAAGGGGGAGAGUAGUAAUAUCAGAGAACCCUCCUUUCUAUUGACACCAAUAACUACUUAGCUAAUUAAGCUGACUAUGUCUUGGGGGGCUGGCUGUGUUUUGGGUGAUGCGCAAGGGGAUCUCACCAGUAGCUAUUUGUACAUGUUGUAUAUUACUUACUUGUAGUGAUUUUUUUUGCAGUGAAGGUCUAAACACCAUGAGAGAGGGAAGAGGAAGUGUUUGAUAUUUGGAUUUUAUAAAAAGUGAGAGUGAUUGUGUUUGAUCCAAUUUUAGGGUUUUUUUGGUUGGAGGGUUGUGUUUCAAAUCUUUCAAUUCUAAUCAAUGAAAUUCUUACAGAUUUUUUUAUU